Molecule: messenger RNA, 6345 nt
Organism: Symbiodinium sp. CCMP2592
Lineage: Eukaryota; Dinophyceae; Suessiales; Symbiodiniaceae
Source: the annotation of a GenBank genome assembly
AUGCUGGGAUUUUCACAGAAAAUGUGGCGUUGGGCCAGCUCACCAAGCAAUGGCAAGAGGUUCCACUUUCUGAGCUUCGCAGGCGGCAAGCUGAUCUCCGAGAGCGGUGGGAACAUUCGAGUGCUUUUCAGAUGUGGUUUGAUGCAUGGCACCUUUUGGAUGGGUUUGGCAAAUUGCACCUUCUGGAUAGAACUUUACGAUAUGAUCGGAAGUUUGGACUGGAUAUGCUACAUGCUGUGUACCUGUAUCAGCCUGGAUGCCUGCACACCCUGGAUUGAAGAGGAGGGCAAACGAACACUCAGGGGGGCAGCGCGACUCUGCCGCCAUGGCUGGCACUCGGCCCCUACUCUUGGCAUGGAGCAGGCACUUUGGAUGUGUGUCAUCCCUGUGGCUACUGCCUGCAUGGGGCUCAGCCUUCUCCUCUGUGUGAUUAACACCAGCAUGGAACAGGUGACAUGGCCGACGAUAAGUCUGCCUUCACGACAGAUAGCGUGCCCCAGACAUGUUCUGACACCACGGCUGUUUUCACACUGUUGCGGAUGUGCAGUGCAAGUGCUGUUGCAAUCUGUGUCCGGUGCUCAAACGACUCGUCCCGCACAGUGGGCUCAAAAGAUUUGGGCUGGUGUCUCGCAGGUCGGUCACGGCGGCACGACCAUGGACAACUCCAAUGCCUCCACUGCUACAGCAGAUGAUGCAACGAGUGCUGCGGAAGAGACCGUGGUGUUGCCGGCCUCCUCUGCACCUAGGGGGCCGCCGCCCCCGACACCGGUGCAGUUCCACUAUGCGGAGCGCUCCUUGUCGCAGCACCUCUCGUCGGACAUCGCGAACUCGCUCCGUACUCGGGGACAAUCUUCGAUGGCCAUCCUCACUGUGUGUGACGCCACAAUUCGCCACACAGGCAACGUUGGCUUCAUCAAGGUCCUGAUCACCAAGAUGGAGCCCAUUGAUGCCGAGCACCCCUUCACCUUGUACACCGGGGACUCGGCUGAGGAUGAGGAUGCCGAGGAUGCGGAGCACAUGGAGCACAUGGAGCCUACGGCAGGGACUACCACAACGGACCUGGGGAGUGGCGUCACCCCACCCUCUCCACCCUCCUUGACGACAGCAGUCACCGCGGAGGAAGCGAAUGCCUCUUUGCGGGCCCAUCUCAAUGAGGAGGAGCUGGCUGCCUUGGCUGCACUUCCAUCCCCGAACAGGCCUCCACGAGGACCGAUGCACGGCAGCACCAGGGUGAGUGGAACGAUAGACACGAGAGCCGGACCCAACAUGCAGAACAACAAUGCCAGUGGCUCUUCCUCUAGCCGACCACCGCCUGGCCGUACCCUGACCGCCGUUGCUAAGCCCCAGACGGAAUCCAGUGCCAAUCGGAAGUGGGGACCUUAUUUGUCGGAUGCCGUUGCCGAUGUUAUGCACCCCCUGCAGUCUUUCGCUCCCACACCUUGCUGGUACUCAGGCGACAUGGGCCUCGUCCUCUACGACCUCACCCAGCACCAUCAACUACAGGGAGCCGCCUGGGAUACCUUCCUGGGACCUCGGGUCCCAAAUCAGGAUCGCUGCAACAACACACACGACGUCCCGCAAAUGACGGCCUACCUGUCCGACAGGAAACUGGAGGACUCCGAGUAUGUAGCGACCCUGGAAGGCUCCAAACCGCUCAGGUGGCAUGCUAUUCACAGCGCAGGUCGAGGUCACGAUGGUAUCUUGUGCCUAGUCCGUGAGGAUCUCAUUUCUUCCGACAAUCUCCGCUACCACGUGGUGGAGCCAGGCCGGCUGUUGCACGUGAGGAUUCUCUUUACUGUACGGUUAGAUGUCCUCUGCAUUUAUCAAUGGGCAUGGAAUCCGGGGAAAGCAGAGCUCAAUGGGAAAAACCGGCAGGAAGAGAUGUUGCGACAACGACGUCACAUUUGGCACCGCAUUGCUAAGUGGAUAGAGUCCAUCCCUCAACGCUGCACCUGUUUACUCGCUGGUGAUUUCAAUUGCUCGCUACUCCCGGAACCAGCCCUUUGCGGUAAGGGAGUGGUCACCACACAUGGAGGACAUCCAGAUCAGGACACCUUCCAAGAACUGGUGCGUGCCCAUCGAUGCUGUGCUCUUAACACAUGGUCCGCUUCAGGACUCUUGGCCAGGACAUAUGUCCCGCCGAAUGCUACACCUCAGCAGGGAUCCCAGAUUGACUACAUCCUUGUUCGCGGCACGACGACGGACCCCACUGCCAAGAAAGCCCAGCCAUUCCUUACUGAGUUUGCGACCAUGCACUGGGACCCGGCAACAUCGACUAGCCCCGCUCUCCGCGACGAGACUAAGAAAGGUGUGGAGGAUUGGAACUUUGAUGCUUUGAUCCUUGCAGGGUGGAAACGAGCUGUCGCCAACCAGUCCUCCCAAAAGGAGGCCCACAGGCCAGCCCAACAGCGUGAUCCCGACACACUGACGGCGCAGGUCCAAACAUUGUGGGCACAAAGGGCAGCUCUUCGACAGGCGGGCCGGCUGUUACAUGUCUGGAGCAGACGAGGACCCUCCUUGCGACACAGCUUCCAGGUCUGGGCGUGUGCCGCCCGACUCCAGGCACACACUCGAGCUCUACGGAAAGCCUGCCGCCACAAGAAAACGGAGAAGGUGGCCGAGGCCGUCCAGGCCACUAACAUCCACCAGGCUGCCAAACGGUUUGCCCCGAAGAUGCCCAAACGUAGGAUCCAACUCCGCCGAGAACAUGGUGGUUUGCAGACCCACGAGGCUGAAUUCCGACAAAUUGUUCAGCACUUCACGUCUUUGUACCAUGCUGCAGAUAUGGAACCACCCCAGCUGUCAGCAGAUCUGUGUAUCGAAGGGGUGGAGAUUGACAGUGCCCUGUGCCGCCUACAACCUGGCAAGGCCAUGCCGUCCUGCAAUGCUCCGGCUGCAUUGUGGAAGCGUUUUCGGCAGGACCUGGUUCCAUUGCUACAGCGGCAAUUCGCAUGGCACCUCCGGCCUGGAGUCAGCAACCUCCCAGAAGCCUGGACCCUAUGUGAACUGGUGCUAUUGCCCAAGCCAGGCAAACCAUUGAAGUCUCCUGCCCAUCUUCGGCCAAUUUCGCUUUUGGCACCCGAGGCCAAGAUACUGGCCUCGAUUGUGGCACAGCGGCUCAAGGAGCCCGCCAAGGCAUACCUUGCCUCACUCCCGCAGUUCGCUUAUGUGGAGGGACGCACCUUACAGCAAGCACUUGAACGGGUACUUGGACACUGCGCUCAGGUCAGAGGACUUGUGCAAGGCAACACCCGCAAUAUUCACAACAAGCGCUCGGGCAGGACCAGCCUGAGCCUUUACGGCGGAUGUCAAUUGUCCUUAGAUCUGACGUCGGCAUAUGAUCUGGUACAAUGGCCCCUGCUGAGGCUGGCCCUAGUCGAUGCAGCCAUCCCGGAGCCACUCAUACAGCUCAUCAUGCUGGUUCAUCACUCAGCGAAAUUGGCCCUGCAACACUGUGGGUUGCAGCAAACAGUCUCCCUCAAAAGGGGGUUGAGACAAGGUUGCAGCUUGUCGCCCACGCUGUGGGCCAUCUUCUCGGGCUGGAUGCUUAAGCGGAUGCAUGACCCUCAGCUUUUGAAUGUCUAUGAGACAAAUACAAGCUACGCAGACGACCAGCGCUAUCGAUGGACCAUUCGCGAAGGCAAAGACCUCGAGGCUGCCUAUGCUGGGAUGAAGCAUGUACUGGCCUGCCUCCUCAGCGUUGGCAUGAUCAUCAGUCAGGAUAAAACUGUAGUCAUCCUGGAGGUGCAGGGCACUCAAGCAGCCCGAGCUUUGGCUCGAUAUACCGUCGAACGACCCCAAGGCAAGUGCUUUCGAUUCGUCAUUGCUGAUCAAACUCUGUACCUCAAGAUCGUGCCUAAGCAUGUGUACCUGGGAGCGGUGGUUGGCUUCCGGCACUUCGAACAGGACACCUUCAAGCACAGAUUAUCUUUGGCAAGGUGCACUUUUUCCAGGCUGGGGGUGAUACUUCGCAACCGUGGAGUGCCCCUACGACUUCGCCUGCAACUUUGGCAGGGAUGCAUCUGGCCGGCCCUCUUCCAUGCUCUGGACUGCACAGGGCUCCCUCAGAAGGAGCUCCAAACCCUACAGACACAGCUCAUAAAACAGGCCCGUGCCAUUGCCAAAUCUCACAGCAUGCUGACAAAGGAGACCAAUCACGACUUCAUUCGGCGACUCCGUCUCCCAGACCCAGUGCAGCGGCUUCAGCAAGCCCUCAUGCAGCGUGUGGCCCUGGAUGAAACUCUCUCCCCGGUCCUGGCCCCUGGCCCAGGUCAACUGCAGUGGCGGGCAAUUGUGAGAGGGCAUCUCUUUGAUGGACGGAAUGAGUGGACUCUACCUGACACAAUUGUCUCCGCCCCAACUACCACCCCCGCGGCCCGACUAGAAGAGGUUCAGGAAGUUCUCUCCGAAAUCUUCAAGUGUGACGAUUGUGGACAGGAGUUUGCCACUCAAGCUGCUCUCCGUCGGCAUGUGUUCUUGACGCAUCUUAGCCAGCAGCAACAACAGGAUAGGACUGAGGAAGUCAAGGAGUCCAUUAAGGGCGCGGAAAUGGCACAUGCUCUUGACGGAAUGCCUAAAUGCAAGCAUUGCCUGCAUGCUUUUAGCACGUGGCAUGCCUUCCAUUAUCACAUCAACUCCAAGAGCUGUGCUGCCCUCAGAGCCUUGUCCCAGAACCCAGAGGCUCAGGCUAGCAUCUUGCCAGAGAUCACGGAGGCCUUGAUCGCGCUUUGCACUGCCAUGUUCGACAACAUGCUGAUGCGACCCGAGCAGUCCAUCCCCUCGGAAUUGACGGCAGCCACCCACGAGCUGAGUCUUCUACGAAACCUUGUGAACCAGCAAGCAGGGAUGGGGGCAAUCGGGUCUCUGGAGUCUCAGGAGCGACGGCCAAUGGAGUGGCACAUGGAGGCCGACCCGGAGGACAAGGAUGUCCCAAGCCGGCGGGACAAGCCGGAGGGACGUCAGCCCAAGUGGCACAAGCCCGACCAAAAGGGCGGCCAAAAGGGCGGCCAAAAAGGAAAGGGCAGGAAUCCCCUCUUCGGCCCAGCCUCACGAUCCAACAACUCCUGGAGAAACAACGGCAACCCUCAGGCGUCAUCGGGCAACCACUCGUGGCAGGCGGACGGGGACAAGACGGAGUUAUCGAGGGCGGAGCUCCAGGAGAUCAAGAAUGUCCUGAACAUGGUAUCCACCCUCGUGAUCCGCCAGGAGGUGCAGCAGAAUAUCCAGAGACAGGACACCGGGUUCAUGGUAUUUGUCCAGACUCAGGUGCCGGACAACCUGGCCCAGUCGAUGUUCCAGAUCGGCAAGACGUGGCACGACACCAAGCGGGACAAUCCCACUGCCCUGCGACAUCCCAUGCGGGUCACGUUGUACCAGCACUUUGUCCAGACAAUCAAGGAGCGUUUUCAGGCGAUGAUGCGGACACCCUCCUCACGAUCCAAGGCGGAGAGCCUGGGAUGGGUAUCCAGCUGCGGCCGGAAGGUCCACGGCCUCAAGUGGGACACAACGCAGCAGGCGCAUGUACAGGACGAGACCAUAGCGAGCCUAGAGGUCGUGGAGAUCGAGGAGGCAUUGGACGAACUCCUGACGUGUGCCCCCCAACAGCUUGUCAUCCAGCGGUUCCACGCCACUCGCCAACUGGCGGCGGAAUAUCAGUCACCGGUGAUCACCAUGUUCCUGGAGGUGGGGAUGAGGACCGACGCUGCCCAGUCAACGUGGCGGAUGCUACACCUAUUGGAGCGAUCAGCGGUUUGGGCCUCUGGAGGAUGUUUCCUGAGGCACGAGCGACUACAGAUGAGUGCUUUGGCAAAACGCCUCUCCACAUACAUUGACACAGUGAAGUGUGUCCGACUGGGGAAUAAGCAUUGCUUCUGUUAUGCGAAUGCGCUGAUGAUGAGCCUGCUCUGUAUUGACUGCAGCAUGGAGGGACCAUCUCUCUUCAGUGGGGUUGCUGCACGAGUGGUUGACGCCAUCCUUCAAUCUGCGGGACAAAUUUUCCACCUCUGGGAGCAAGGGGAGUGGAUUUCCAUGAUGGAAUGGUGGGUCCAACCUACUCGUCAACAUGAUGUGGCGGAGUUCCUCGCCUUUCUGACCAAGUGCCCGUACAUCAAUUUUGAUAAAGUAGCACUAUCCUGGCAAGCCAGGUCUGCGGCUGUAGCGGGUGAUUACCUUAUCCAGGAUCUUGGAUACUCUGUUCCCUUAACUCUUGUUCCUCCUUGUGAUGUUGGUCUGGAUAAUGGGGAUACCUAUACGGUUCAGGAUCUUGUGCAAGCGUGGCACAAUCAAGAUGAGGUUUUUGCUGCUUGGCCGCCUCCUUCUGCAAUCAUUUUGCAGCUUAGCCGUUAG